AAGCGACGAAGAAGAAUCUGUUUGGAGCGGACAAACGGCUAGCCAUCUUCUGGGUGAAACACUGAGAUUAAGCAUUCAAGUCUCCGCGUCGAACGUUUCAUCCGCCGGCCAGCUGGAUCCAGUUCCGUCUCACCUCCAGUCCACACAGAGGUUUCCUACCUGUCCGCGAGAGGCCCAGACAUGGCAGAAAGCACAGAGCAAAACGAGACGAAGCACGACAACUCCUCGUCCCCCGGAGCGGCGGAUCAAGAGAAAGAAAUGGCCGCCAGCGCGUACGAAGCGUUUUCGUCUGGGAAGCACGACGAGUCCCUGAAGCAGCUGGACGCCCUGCAGGACCUCAACAAGGACGACUACAAGAUCGCCAUGAACAAGGCGGUGGUGGAGUUCUACAAGAGCAGCCAGACCACCACGGGGGCCCUGAAGCAGACCCUCGUGGCCAUGAAGAACCAGGUUCACACGUCAACAGAGGACGUGGAGGGGCUGGACGACGUGGAGAACAGCCUCCUGUACUACAACCAGGCCAUCAUCCACUACCACAUGAGGCAGUACUCCGAGGCCGUCGCCAUCGGGGAGCGGCUCUACCAGUUCCUGGAGCCGUUCGCAGAGAAGUUCGCCCAGGCCGUGUGUUUCCUGCUGGUGGACCUGUACCUGCUCACCUUCCAGCCAGAGAAGGCCCUCCACCUGCUGGCCGUGCUGGACAAGCUGUCCCUCCAGGGCGGCAGCAAGAACGGCAAAGGAGAGAGCAACAGUUCACACCGAGACGGAGCCAACCAGAGGGCGGAGUUCACGGCCAUGAUCGAGGCAGCCAAGUCAAAGAUGCACCAGUACAAAGUGAGGGCCUACAUUCAGAUGAAGUCCUCCAAGGCCUGCAAGAGGGAGAUCAAGUCUGUGAUGAACACGGCGGGGAACUCCGCGCCCUCGCUCUUCCUCAAGAGCAAUUUCGAGUACCUGAGGGGAAACUACCGGAAGGCGGUGAAGCUGCUGAACAGCUCCAACAUCGCAGAGCAUCCCGGACCCAUCAAGACGGGCGAGUGCGUCCGCUGUAUGUUCUGGAACAACCUGGGCUGCAUUCACUUUGCGAUGGGGAAACACAACCUGGGCAUCUUCUACUUCAAGAAGGCGCUGCAGGAGAACGACCACACCUGCGCACAGCUGGGCGACGGCAGCAGCGGCCAGUCCAAGAAGUUCUCGGGCAUCCCCAUGUGCGCUCUGCUCGCCAACAAGCGCUACGAGCUGCUGUACAACUGCGGCAUCCAGCUGCUGCACAUCGGCCGGCCCCUGGCGGCCUUCGAGUGCCUGAUGGAGGCCGUGCAGGUGUACCACUCCAACCCCCGGCUGUGGCUGCGGCUGGCCGAGUGCUGCAUCUCCGCCAACAAAGGGGGCUCGGAGCAGGAGGGCAAAGGGCUUCCUUGUAAGAAGGGAAUCGUGCAGUCGAUCGUCGGCCAGGGCUACCACCGCAAGAUCGUGCUGGCGUCCCAGUCCACCCAGAACACCAUCUACAGUGAGGGCCAGUCGGCGGCCAUCCCAGUAGCCAGCAUGGAGUUCGCCGCCAUCUGCCUGAGGAACGCUCUGCUGCUGCUCCCGGAGCCCCAGCAGCCGGACCCCAAGGCGGAGAACAACGGCUCCAAGAGCUCCAGCCAAUCGGGGAGCACCGAGAGCGGCGGCGAGAACAGCGACCCCUGCAGCGUGAAAGGUCAGGAGGCCGACAAGUUCCUGUCCGCGGCGCCGUCGUCUCCUCUCAGGAAACAGGAAGUAGACAACCUCAGGUGCUCCAUCCUGGCGUGCAGCGCCUACGUGGCGUUGGCGCUCGGGGACAACCUGAUGGCGCUGAGCCACGCCGAGAAACUGCUCCACCAGUCCAAGGUGUCGGGCUCCCUCAAGUUCCUGGGUCACCUCUAUGCUGCUGAAGCCCUCAUCUCAUUGGACCGGAUCUCUGACGCCAUCGCUCACCUCAACCCGGACAACGUGAGCGACGUCUCCAUGGGAACGCUGACCAGCGAGCAGGACCAAGGCUCUGACAAAGGAGACGAGUCCGUAGAGUCCCCAGGGAAGCCGCCCCCCCUGUGUUACCCCAGCAGUGUGACCUCGGCUCGCUCCAUGAUGCUCUUCAACCUCGGCAGCGCCUACUGCCUACGGAGCGAGUACGAGAAGGCCCGCAACUGUCUGCAGCAGGCGGCGUCCAUGGUGAACACCAAGGAGAUCCCCCCCGAAGCCAUCCUGCUGGCCGUCUACCUGGAGCUCCAGAACGGCAACACCCAGCUGGCGCUGCAGAUCAUCAAACGGAACCAGCUGCUGCCCACGGCGGUCCAGAAGGUUUCACCGGAGUCCCGCAAGAAGCCCGUCCAGCCGCCCUCUCCCUUCACACAAGUUCAGCGCAAAUGAGCCUCCAGAGCCCCUCCCCCUCCCCCACAACACACUCACCCCCCCACCCCAACGAGCCUUUGUAUUUAUAAAGCUGCUUCCCUCCAGCAUCAGGAGCCGUUUGAAGCGCCGGCCGGCACCGCUUCCAUUUGAACGAGGAAUCGUGUCGUCUGAACGAUGAGAAUAAAUUUUAUUUACUGUA
Pseudoliparis swirei is the source of this 2563-nucleotide messenger RNA. It is a transcript of the gene cnot10, whose product is annotated as CCR4-NOT transcription complex, subunit 10. The record is from RefSeq and is a predicted model, not a curated record. Gene Ontology annotation, molecular function: protein binding. Gene Ontology annotation, biological process: negative regulation of translation; mRNA catabolic process. The coding region runs from base 181 to 2382 and encodes 733 amino acids. Lineage: Eukaryota; Metazoa; Chordata; Actinopteri; Perciformes; Liparidae. Gene Ontology annotation, cellular component: CCR4-NOT complex. The transcript has 19 exons.